ACAUUCAGUGUGAAGAGCGAGACUCUUGGUCCUUGUUUUUCUGCGUAGAUUUACUUUGCUCAGAGACGUUUGAGAGGAAGAGAGAAAAUGGCACAAUACGAGGGGCAGUACGGUGACUCUGACAUUCGCCGCCAGAACAACGAGUACGGCAACACUAUCCGCCAGACCGACGAGUUAGGAAACCCGGUCCAGCAGACCGGAUACGUAACAGGUGUUCACAGCACCGGAACCGGCGGCACAGCUGGGGUGACAGGCGGCCUCGGUUAUGGCGGAGACCAGCAGCAGCAGCUGAGAGACGAACGUCGUGGAGGUGGCGGUGGUGGAGUGCUCCAGCGCUCCGGAAGCUCCGGUUCUAGCUCCUCGGAAGAUGAUGGUCAAGGCGGGAGGAGGAAGAAGGGGAUCAAGGAGAAGAUAAAGGAGAAGAUUCCGGGGAUUGGCAGCAACGAUGAGCAGCAGCAGCAGCAGCAGGCGGGGUCGUACCCAACAUCCACCGCCGCGAGCGGAGGCUAUGGGGCUGAGCUGGGGCAGCAGCAGGAGAAGAAGGGGAUGAUGGACAAGAUCAAGGAGAAACUGCCCGGACACCAUUAGAUAUAA
Syzygium oleosum is the source of this 594-nucleotide messenger RNA. RefSeq names its product dehydrin DHN1-like. The transcript is spliced from 2 exons. The coding region runs from base 88 to 588 and encodes 166 amino acids. Gene Ontology annotation, biological process: response to water. The record is from RefSeq and is a predicted model, not a curated record. Lineage: Eukaryota; Viridiplantae; Streptophyta; Magnoliopsida; Myrtales; Myrtaceae.